AUGAGUUUAUGCCCAGAAUGCAUCAAAGUCGUUAGACACGAGGGUACUCCGGAAGGGAAAAUCGAAAAGAUCGGCGGUGUUGAUACGUAUGUUGCAACUCCUGCAGCCGACUAUCCCAAGGACAAGGCCAUUUUAUUUCUGGCAGAUGCAAUGGGCCAUCACCCUAACUCGUUUCUUCUUGCCGACGAUUUUGCUAGGAAUGGAUUCAAAACUUACAUUCCUGAAUACUUGAACGGCGACCCGGUUCCUCCUGAUGCUUUCACCGCUGAUGGACCACCUUUCGAUAUUCAGGCUUGGGUUUCGAGACACCCGCAGAGUGUAACUCGCCCUACACUAGACAAAUUCCUUGAUGGACUAAAAGAACAGGGCGUUACCAUCUACGGUGCUACUGGAUAUUGUUUCGGAGGGCGUUAUGUCUUCGACCUCGCCUUCGAAAAUAUUAUCAAAGUUGGAGUCGUUUCGCACCCAUCCUUACUCCAUUGCCCCGCUGAUCUUGAGAAAUAUUUCUCAACUUCAAAGGCGCCACUUCUGAUAAAUUCUUGCCCUGUCGACUCUCAGUUCCCAAUUGAGGCUCAGAAGAAAGCGGACGAACUGUUUGGAGAUGGGAAGUUUGCUCCUGGAUAUCGAAGGGAGUUCUUCGAGGGCUGCGUCCAUGGAUUUGCUGUCCGCGGCGACAUGUCAGACCCUAACGUGAAAGCAGGAAAGGAAGGAGCGUUUAAGGCGGCUGUUGAGUGGUUCAUUAAACACUUGUAA
This is a messenger RNA of Psilocybe cubensis, 753 nucleotides long. RefSeq lists its product as uncharacterized. The transcript has 7 exons. Gene Ontology annotation, molecular function: hydrolase activity. NCBI's taxonomy places the organism in Eukaryota, Fungi, Basidiomycota, Agaricomycetes, Agaricales, Agrocybaceae. The record is from RefSeq and is a predicted model, not a curated record. The coding region runs from base 1 to 753 and encodes 250 amino acids.